AGAGCAGAAUUACUAAGAAAGAAUACUGAUACAGCAUCUUCAAUUGUGAGAAAUAUAAGAUUGGUCGAGCUAAUUAUUUCAAGGAAGUUUAAACUUAUAAAUGAUAGUUUUGGUGUGUACUUGCUAGUGAAAGUGUUCUAAUCAUGCCAAUAGUUAGUCUUGUUUUUUCGAGAGUAGUGGUUAUGGUAGACGGACACUGAACAUAUUUCAAAUUUUGCAACGAUCUUUUUAUAUCGUUGUAUUCGAAAGGUUGACAACAUAGACCUAAAAUGGAUUAUGAAAAACUGGUUCAAGAGAAAAACGAUUCAAAUACCGUUGAAAAUAUACCAAUCAUCGUGUUUAUGUCAAUUGUUUGCUCUGCUGGCAUCAUCGGUAAUUUCGUCGCCUUACUAUUCUACGUUUCAAGGAAAGAUAAAUCAGCUGCAACUUUAGUGCUUACUGCACUGUCUGGAAACGAUUUGAUUUGCUCUAUAGUACUACUUUCAUCUACAGCUUGGUUAACACAUUCGAUGACGUACACAAAUGUGGCGGCGUGCAAAAUUCACAGCUUCCUGAACCACGUGUUUGUUAUGAAUUCCAUGUUUUUACUAUUCAUCUUAGCCCUGGAUCGGUACUUAAGUAUAUGCAAUACAUCAAAAUGGAAGUCAUUAUUUGCAAGAAGGAAAACAGUGAGUAACAUCGUUUGCAACACAGGACUUUCAAUCCUGUUUUCAAUACGACAACUUGUCUUUUCCGACGUUGUGCCCAUAGACUUUACUGUAGCCGAAAAUGUAACCCUAACAGGCAACCGCUGUAAGACAACAAGUGAAAAGCGUCUCGCAAAAAUUGCCAAGGCUUUUACUAUUUUUGACUUCAUAUUGGUCAUUAUGGGUAUGAUAUUAAUGCUUACUCUGUAUACGUUAAUCAUACGUAAGGUUUCUUCUGUUGGCAAACGUCGAUGCGCAGCUCGAAAUAAUAUUGUUACGGACGAAAGCCAACCAACUGAAGUAUCGCAAAUUUCUGUGAAUUUCGUUAAACAAAGUUCAAAUGAAAAAACCGUUGUUGAAAGAAAUAGACCUUCAACAACAGGACAGAAUACUAUAAAUGUCAGCAAAACUCUUCACUGGAGCGCGACAAUUGAACGACGGCUGACUAAGAUGGCAUUUAUUCUUACAUUAGCAUUCGUCUUGAGUUUUGUCCCUUUCUUCGUCGUGUCAAUAAUAGGUACAAUACAUACACAGCUUCCAAUUUGGGCUUUGGUUUUAUAUAGAUCUUAUGCUUUGAAUUCCACGAUGAACCCUUAUCUGAUAGGAUACUACAACUCGGAAUUUCGGGAGUUCGUUAAAAAGAUCACAACUUGCCGUUUCUUACCAAGUUUACGAAGAAAAUAAAGGUUUAAAAUACGUAUUUUGAAAUCUAAAUGUGUUUAUGUAAAAUAAUAUCUAUCCUUACAUGUUUAUCGAUAAUAUGUUAUGUAUAAACGUGUAAAUACACUCUGUUAUAACUAAUUCGAAUGCGCAUUGUGAACUUAAAUGUAAAAAAUCAACACAUUGCAAAACUGUCUAAAUAAUAUCUCAUGUCUAAAAUGUCUAAAUCCAUCCUUCUUACCAGUGUAUCAUAACGCAAAAAUAGUGCUUUGCCCAUGCCCUAUUUGCGUGGCGCUGCGCCUCGCCGCCGUGAUGUCUGCAAAAUAAGCGCCCAUCAAUAUGUGUGACUCUGCGACUGUUUUUUAUAUACUUCAUAGACGCCUUAUCAAGUAUUUUAAUCAAUUAAAUAUAGUUUUGUCGGGAUUCCGGUCCUCACAUAAUGCAGCCCCGGGCUCGGAAGAAUCUCAUUAACUUCAAAAGACACACAAAUGUUUUGUCCGAAGUUCCAGUGUAUUCAUCAUUCAGUACAAUAGCUGGCUCGUUAAUCACUAAAAUACCCGUUUAGGAUUACAUAUUUCAUUAUCAUUUAAAAAAUCAUAAAACAAUUACAAGUGUGUGUACUGAAUUAAAUUUCAAUUUGUUAAAACGCUUUUCUAGUAGAAAUACCUAUUGUGACGAUAUUGGUAUGAAUCAAGUGCACACUUUUCUCCAGUAUUUCAACCGGUUAUCAUUAUCAGUUUACUAAUGAGGUAUCUGUCAACGAUUUUAUCGUGGAGAGGUACA
Messenger RNA from Dreissena polymorpha, 2129 nucleotides. Its product is annotated as octopressin receptor-like. The transcript is spliced from 2 exons. NCBI's taxonomy places the organism in Eukaryota, Metazoa, Mollusca, Bivalvia, Myida, Dreissenidae. Gene Ontology annotation, cellular component: membrane. Gene Ontology annotation, biological process: neuropeptide signaling pathway. The record is from RefSeq and is a predicted model, not a curated record. Bases 270 to 1370 code for a protein of 366 amino acids. Gene Ontology annotation, molecular function: G protein-coupled peptide receptor activity.